Molecule: messenger RNA, 1137 nt
Organism: Alternaria viburni
Lineage: Eukaryota; Fungi; Ascomycota; Dothideomycetes; Pleosporales; Pleosporaceae
Exons: 3
Coding region: 1-1137 (378 amino acids)
Source: RefSeq, a predicted model, not a curated record
AUGGUGACCACAAGAAACAAAAACUAUACCUACGACAACGUCCCCCAGGAACAAGGCGGAAUGGGGACAGCAACAGAGACACUCGAUGAUCGGCGAGCAAGACAGGCGCGUCUUCUCCUUUCGAAACACUACGAGCCCGUCAUCUCUGAGGUACUCAACGAAGAGAUACCCAAGUACAAGAAUGGCACUACCAUCAGUGCAACAGACCGUGUGAAGUAUAUACGAGAAUGCGCACGAAUACUCGCUUCAGAACCGCCUAUCCUACUAGCCGCAGUCGACGGCGACUUGGUGCGCCGGAUUCGGACUGAUCCUGAUUUGGAGCGAGAAUACGACCUCAUCUGCAAGAAUGCAGCAAAGCAGCCGUCUAUCUACAUACACCAAUUCGCAGACCUGAAUGGUAUUCCGCCUACUCCUAAUCAAAUACUUAUCAUCUGCAACUGGAUAGCCGACUACAUAGCCGAUAAUCUGGCAGAAGGCAAAGCUUCCGAGCACUUCUGGCAGAUAGACAACGUCUCCCCUGGAAGACCGCUGAUUGAUCAGCAAAACUCUGCCAAAGGCCACCAAAAUCGUCUAAAAGAGCACCGCCAACGGAAGUCAUCCAACUAUAUAAUGAACCUAGUCGAGGACAUAUCCACCCACCUCCACGACAUCGGCUUGUUUGAACAACACUUCAAAAUGCACCAGUAUAUUGUCUAUCUCAUCGACCGGCGGGAACAAGUAGAGAUCGCGGAGAUCUUUUGCUCCGCAUUACUUCGAGUGUGGGUGAGUAGCGGCGGUGGUUUCAACUCGUACCCUGCUGGGCUUAGCGUCAACUCUUCGAAGAAGGUCAGCAACAUUGACUGGGCUUCGUACGAGAUGAACACCACAUUGCACUCCCCCAUCACCGAAAACAUGAGGCUGCAGCAGCUCAGAGCAGAUGAGUACCGGCAAGCACUGGAGUGGACGAAUGACAACACUGUAGAUUCGGAGACGAGAGAGCCAGCAAGCCAGGAAGAAGAGUGCAUUGUCGUGUAUGGCCACUCUUUCAGAUCAAACCAGAAAGAGCGUAUCUCGCUACCAAACACAACGAUCGGGUGCAAUGCAGGCAAAUCUGCAACGUCGCUUCUCGAAGGCCACUAUUUCAACCUCCUGCAUUAA